Molecule: messenger RNA, 20527 nt
Organism: Caenorhabditis sp. 36 PRJEB53466
Lineage: Eukaryota; Metazoa; Nematoda; Chromadorea; Rhabditida; Rhabditidae
Source: the annotation of a GenBank genome assembly
AUGAACGACGAAAUGAUCCUCUUCUUCUUCUCGCUCCCGCUCCUCGCAUGGGACGUGAUCAUUGAAAAUCUGGAGCCGCUUGAAAUGUGAGCAAGGUCUUCUAUUUCAGUUUGACUUAUUCGAUUGUUUUCAGAGUAGCGAUGGCCAUGUACGGAGGGGAUUUCCGGAGAGCUGCUAUCCGGGCUCUAAGAAACUUGAAAUUGAAGUUGUGGAUGAAAAUAGAUUUGCAUAAUGACGAAUCUAUUCAUUGCGAGAUACGAUUGCACGAGUCUGUUCAUCGCAAAGAAAGACUCGCGAUCGUCCUGAGAAAAACGGAAAUGCUUGGCACAAUGAGUAGCGUCAAAACCGUUAGGGCAGACGCCAACUUGUAAGCAACUCCUCUUUUGAAGCAAUUAGUGUAUCCAUUGUUUACAGAAUUAAUGUGUAUGUCAAAACCGCGCCCCAUGGAUUCAUGACGAGAAUGUAUGACAUCUCGACGUACACCUCCGUUUCCGUCGACGAUUUGUCGAUUUCCGAGAAAUUAGACUGGGGAGAUGUGGCCGGCUGCGUCAAGCUCAUCCUGAAAGGACAAAGUCUCAAAUUUUUAAAAGUGGAACAGGAGCAAACCAGUUCAAAGAUACUGGAGUGGAUCACCGAAGACGUCAAGCAUGUUGAGCACAUCCUCGUGGAAGCUCAAACCGUUGAGAGGCUCUAUUUUGCAGAGGACAAGAAGGUAACCGACUGAAAUCAUUUAUUAAUAACUGUUUUUACUAAAUUGCAGAUUGGCUACUUGUACCUGGAAAAUCCGCAAUGGAUUAGCGCGGCUCUAGUCAAAAACAUCAACUGUGCCAAGCUGCAUAUCGAAGGGCUCACGUGGUUCGAUUUGGACAUCUUCAACGAGUUUCUGCACAGUUGGCUCCAAGGAGGAAACGAGAAUGUGACAGAUGUGCGAAUCUUCUUCCAAGAUUUUACAAAAAUUGUGGACAAGGAGAAAGUCCUCCGAGGACUCACCGCGGUUCCGAGAAAUCCGUCGAGUGGAACUUUAGUGUGAGUUUUCACCAACACGCUGAAAACAAAAAAUGCAUUUUAUUUCAGGCAGCACGGUUGUUAUGAAAAAAUUCAUAUGGUGCAGUACAUGCGUGAAGGUAUGGACAUCAUCCGACCAGACGGAACCACUGGAACAGUGGAUAUCCAACCAGGAGAGCUUUCGUUCCACAGGUGGUAACGUGUUUGUGUGCUUAUUUCUCCCCUUUCCCCCUCUUUCUCUCUCUCUCUCUCUCUCUCUCUCUCUUUAUCCCUCAACCUCUCCGCUCCUCCUCCUCUCUCUCUCUCUCUCCCUCUCUCUCUCGGAUAAUUUCUUCUACCUUUUCAAAAUGAUCUCAAAAACCCUUGUCUAAAAACUGCCCCUCCCCCUAUACGUAUCUUAUCUAAUAAUUAUCUCAAAAUGUUUUUUUCUGAUUUCCCACUUGAUUCCUGAUAAUAAACUUUUUCAUAAAAAACCUUUGUAGCGUACAUAUCUCAAAAGAGGGCAAUCCCGCAUACCUCCAGAAAUAUGUUUUCCUUCUCGUGCAAGACUCUGUCCGUUUGUCUCUUUUUCCGCACUAGAACAUGUAGAUAUUAGGAUGCGGCGAUGCCACCUGUCAAAGUGAAGAUACUCACAAUUGGCGUCAACAAUAAUGAGAAAGUGAUAACAAAUGUUGUAUAUUCUGAUAGAGCUUGAACAGCUGAUUGCUCUCAUAUCAUUUCCAAUGUAUGAUUCCCAACUAAUAAGAGUGAACGAGAGAGAAAGAACCACAAACAUUUUUGUGGUGUGAAAAAUUCGGAAAAUGCUGAAAAAAGGAAAAGAAAACUGCUCGGACGGUAAGAAGACCAACGCUUGACGAGAAACCGAGAGGAAGAGCGGGAGGGCAGUUCCGCAGAAGCGUGUGCUUUUCUCUUCAUUCCUUUUGCUCUGAGGAUUCUCAAAAUGACCGGAACAAGGAUAGAUAGUCUGAGGACAGGGAUCUAGGACCAACUCUCAGGGGGGUCCGUGGUCAGUAAGUCGCAUGGUCUGAAGCACCUGCUGGUCAGUGAGCGAGGUCCGGCUGGUCAGCAAGUGCCUCUCUAAGCAGGGUCUUUUUUUAAAUGAAUUUUGACCUAGCUUUUAGUAAUUUAGCUUUUUUCGAAAUAUGGCUGUUUCGUGCGUGCUUAUUUGUGUCAUUUUGUUAGUUUUAGGGUUAGCAACGGGGCGCCCCCGCGCCCCACACACCCUCGUUCGCCCCCGGCCCCUUAAAGUGUAAUUAAAAUUCUGAAAAAAAAUUUAGUAGAUUAAUGAGUUUAUUCACUAUCAACGUGCGUUGAGAAAACUUUUUCAAAAAAAUUCCUACUCGAUUUUUGGAAAAAAACCGGUCGGGGGCGAGGGGCGCCCCGCUGCCAACCCUAGUUAGUUUACAUUAUAAUGAACUCGUUUCCAAAAAAAAGCAAGUGAAAUACUGAUUGUAUUCGUCCGACGGCACGCAUCUUAAGUCUGAGAACAGCCAAGAAGCGCGGCCGCAAGAAUCUUCAUGGGUGCCGACUGGAAGCGGCAUGCAUGCCGUUUUUCUGCGGCAAAAUGCUGUAAGGGUGCCGAUUCCGUGCAUGCUACGCGCUGAACCCCUGCUACCGUGGCUGCUUCUAUGCCGCUCAAAAAAACCUUGCUUCCUUCCCAUCCCACUUUUUUUCCUGCUGACAUGCUCAUCCCUAUGCUACCGUAGCAACUUGCUGUCCACUUGCCGCUCGCGUGCCCCACCCUUGCUAAAAAUUAUCUGAGUUCAGAUGCGUGCCGUCGGAUGAAUGCUGAUUAAUUUCACUUGCUUUUUUGGGAACGUGUUCAUCGACCCAAAAAAUCCUUAGCGCGCACAAUUCUGGAUGUUUCUGAAAACACUGGAAAAGUUGAUUUUCCAACUUUGGCUCCGCGAGCAGCACUCUGGAUGUUGAAAAUAUUCUAGCAGCAGCAAGUGCGCUGGAUAGAGCAAUCCAAGAGGAUCAUUUUGAUACCCUUAUUUGAAUGAUUUCAUCUAUUUUUCGCUGAGUUAGACUUGCUGACUUUACAUCAAUUCGUUCACAUUUUAGUACGAAAAGCAGCAAGUCUAGCGCCGUAGCCAUGACAUAUACAUACCCAGCAGCAAGUGCGCUGUGUAGAACAAUCCUAGAGGAUCAUUUUGAUACCCUUACUUGCCCACUUUUGACUAUUUUUCGCUGAGUUAGACUUCCUGACUAAAUCUACCAGUUGCAACUGGUCGUUCCAAAAAAUUACCUAGACUUGCUGCUUUUCGUACUAAAAUGUGAACGAAUUGAUGUAAAGUCAGCAAGUCCAGCUAAGCGAAAAAAAAGUGAAAAAAAGGGGCAAGUUAUGGUAUAAAAAAAUGAUCCUCUUGAUUGCUCUAUCCAGCGCACUUGCUGCUGAUGAGGUACAUAUCACGGCUGCCCUGACACGGCUGCAAACGUUUAUGCACUGUCAAUAGUACUUCAGUGAGUGUAGUUCACUGACGAAUCGACAAAACUUGGCAAGUUAUAAUAUCAAAAUGAUUGCCAAAACAUGCUCAAUUCAUUCCACUUGAUGCUAUGAGUGAAUUCAUUACCCCAAGAGACGGUCCCACUUGUACGAUGAAACCUUUGACGUCACUAAAUUAGAGGUAGCAUUCCGCAAAAAGUUUAAUACGAAAUAAACAGAUUAUACACCUUUCAAAAGAAAGAAAAAAUAUCACGGCGACAACAAUUUCUUUUGGUCAGUUACUUGAAAAAAAAAAUUUUCCCAACUUUUGGUCAGUAAGCAAUGGCUUGAUAGCCUAGAUCCCUGAUCUUACGAGCCUUUUUCAGGGCUCUCUCAAGACCGUACGAGAUGGUGCAAAUGUCAUGUUUCGACGAGCUUAAAUAGUAUUUAAUAAAUACCUUCGUGGGCCAGGGCAGAUCCGUCCUUGUGGGCGAGGCCUGCCUACUCGGGGCUAAUGGGGCUAUUCAGCGUAUGUUUGUUUUCCGUUUUUUUCUCGUUUUUUUACAUCGCUGAAUUGGAUUUUUUUGACGUAAAAAAACGAAAAAAAAACGGAAAACAAUCAUUUUUUUCACAGCCUGAAUAACCCCAUAAGGUUCCGCAUAAGAGUCAUUUUAGUAGUCCCCAAUAGAGGAACGCAUGAUGAACCCAACUCAAUAAACUCAUUUCUCAAAAAGAGUCAAAGUCACAAAAACGAACACAACUCUACAACUCAUUGGGCGUCGGUAGUGGUACAUUUCGAGUUUGACGUGAACUCUGUUCGAAAAUCAAUUGUAGCGUUGGAAUUUUCACUAAAUCUGUCAGUAUUCGUUGUCUUCUGCCGUUAACGUUAACCAUAUUGGUCGGUGAAGUAGAAUUCCCACUUUCAGGUUAGUGUAGUUAAAGUCGAUACCAGGGCGGGGAUUUUACCAGUAUGAAUUGCCGGGGGCCGUGUGCAGUACUUGAAGAAUAUUGUGAAACUUUCAGUAUUAUUACCAUCCCUUACAAUGCUCUUCUUGCUCUUCUGAAAGUUUUUGAGCAAUUUCACAAUAUCUGCUGGUCAAUGUACCUGCAUAAUCCUAUUUUGAGAAAAUAGAGAAAUCGGAACUAAAAGCGGAGACGUCGCAGACUGUAAACAAAAGGAAAGGGACUCACAAUACUGGGGAAUGUGAAUCACCUAUUCCUCCGUCCGUCAGUAGACCGACAUCUUAAAGAGGAAAAUAAUGCGGGAAGAGAACAGCGCCACAAACUUGAUCUACCGUUUAGUCAAUGGAAAAUUAUUGAUUGAUAUUCCAAAACCUGCUGUUUGUGCUUUUUUGCGAACAUUGUGAAAUUGAAACUGAAAUACCGCAUCUAAACCUGUUUUUUUCCAGGCAAAGCUCGAGAAAUGAGCGUCUUGCUCACAAUUCUGUUGAGAAUUGCCGCCGAGGCAAACGGACUAUUGAGAAGGGUGGCGCAUCGCGGCCCGCGCCCUAGUCUUCUGGAGCGCACUUUCGAGCUCCAGGAGAACCCUUUGGAGCCGCAUGGAUACGAGGACCGGCGGUGGCCGCAAAGGCCGGAGGAGGCGACGGAGCGCCAAGGUACGCGAGAGGAGGCGGAGGCGACGGAGGAGGGGCGACGAGCUGACGUGCUGGUGAGUUUCUUGAAAGAAAAAUAUUUUUUAAAAAAAGUAAAGCUUUCGGUACAAAGAAGUCCCUUUGAUCUGCUGCACAGUGGAACAAGGAACAUUUUGCUCAAAGCUCUAAUCAAACAGAGCUCUAAUCAAACUGCCACCCCAAAAAGAGUCUAUCGAACUGGAACUCUGUUCCGAUAGUUUCCCAUUUGGUGCGGCACCGUGAAAAAGAGACUUACGACUGACCGAUCGCUUUGCAGGAGUCGACGUUCAAGGAGCAGGAGUGGCAGUGCGGGUGCUGCUCCGCUCGGAUCGUCGACGAACCGGAGGGGAUCGUGGCGCACAUGCUGGAGCACCAGGAGACCGCCGCCGUUCUCCACUCGUUCAUAGUGGAGUUCAUGACGAGGGAGAACGGGCGGCGCGGCGGUUUCCGUCAACUCCACCGCGUGAUGCACGGUCUCACACGGCAGCACGGGCUCAGUUGCCCUUCCGACGUGAGUGCCUGAAAACAGAGAUUUUGUAGGAACAAGCAAAAACGUUAUGCAUUUUGGAGAGAACGAGACGAAAAGAAACUGUUUAGAGACAAGUUAAUGUGAAUUUUACGUUCUUUUGCAGGUGGCCCGUGCCUACCUCGAGCGGACCGUCGAGGCCCAGAGAGAAGAGGAAAGGGAGGCGGCCGCCGAAAGAGCCGCCACGGAGAACGAGCUGCGACAGAGGCAGCGGGCGCUCGAGGAGAGAUUGGAGGCCCUGGCGGCCGAACGGAACGAGCGAGUCGAUCGGGAGAGGACCGCGGCCGUCAGGGAGGAGGAACUCGAUGCUCGGCACCAGGUAUUCGUCGCCAGGAACAGGGCGCUCGAGGCCAUGAUCGAGGGUCUGGUGGCCGACGGAGAGAGGGAGCGAGAGAACCGGGCGGAAGAGCGCAGGUCCCUCGAGCGCCGCCUUCAAGAGGUCGAAGCACGACUGAGUGCUCGGCGGAGCUCGGCUCAGGCGUCGAACGGAUCGGAGGGGGCGAACGAGGAGACGGAUGAUCGUGAGUUGGCCAGUGCGCGGACGAAUCCGGCCACUUCCCCAACAUCAGAAGUGGCCAACGCGGCGGAUUCGGAAGCGCCCAGGAGAACAAGCGAUCGGGAAGUGAGUUGUUUCAAAGUUUGAACUAAACUCACGAAAAAUCUUACUUUCAGAACUACUCGGCCUCAGAUUCGGGAGACGCCACGAGGGACGAACUGCAGACGAAUCAGCAGGCGGAGCAGCCGAUUGCUGAAGAAGUGGAACGAAUGCUCGCUCGGAGCUCGGAGGGAGCUUUGAAUGGAUCGGAAACGUCUCGCGAGGAGGCGGACGAUCAAGGACUGGCCAAUGCGCAUUCGGAUUCGGUCACUUCACCAACAUCAGAAGUGGCUGGGACGGCGGAUUCGGGUGUGCAGAAGUCACAAAUCGAUCGGACGGUGAGUUGAUGCAAACUCUGAAAUAAAACUAACAGAAAAUGCUUACUUUCAGCACUUCACGGGCUCUGGAACAGAAUCCGAUCCGGAAGAGGCGGAAGCUCCGAGAGACGGGCAGUCUGAUGAGCAGCUCGCUCAGAUCCCGGACGAGGCGGAGCCAAUGGAGGAGGAGCAGGCGCCAGGGCCGAUGGAGGACCGUCAGGAGACCCAGAACGAGCGCAUGGGGCAGCAGGCUCGUGGAUCAACGGCUCGGGAGGAGUACUCGGAGUCGGCGAUGGAGCAAGAGAGAGAGGAGCCGCGGAGAGCUCAGGAGGAACAACGGCGCGGAGAAGAAGCUCAGGAGGAGCAGGCGCGGGGAGCGGGAGCGCCAGGAGGAGGCGAUGACAGGGACGAGAGCAAGGAAGACUCUGCAUGCUCACCGAAAAGGCGUCGGAGCAACGAGUCCGAGGACCCGGAUACAGUGGGCACACCACAACACCCACGCCGUGUGUCCGACCUCGAUUAUGACUCGCCGGCGCCGGUUCGCAGAGGCUUUCACACGCCACCGUCUCCACAGUCGCCGCCGUCACGACCAAGCUGCGGGAGGACACCGUCGCCGCUGGCCCCAGCACUCACAAACAAUUCGCUGCGGUCGACGGCGACGGUGUACAAUCUGAGGGAUCUUGUUCGACCGACUCCGCUCAAUGUCGGAGUCCUGAACAGGACGAACCGGAAGAGGGUAAGCAAUGCCGAUACCGGAAUUUCGAGCUGAAAAUUUUGUUUUUUUUAGAAGAGAACCCGAUGCUCAGCGCCAGCGCCCGGUCGGCAGCAGAUCGUGUUCGGGAACCUUGAGUUCCAAAUCGAUCCGUCGGACGACGAGUUCCGAGCACGAAUCGGCGACAUACUGGGCCGACUUGGGUAAGAUUUCAUGAUUUCAAGCGCCAAAAACCGACUAAACACUCAUUAUUUAUAGAAUCGAUUUGGAUUGGGACGCGGCAACGUUCCCGAACGCCUCGCGGGGACGGCAACACCCGAUCUCUCCAAUCUUCUGGACCAUCGUGGAGGUUCCGAAAGCAGUGGCGGAGAAGAUCGGGCGGGCCGUCGCAGAACACCUGGACAGCUUCAAUCAGCUGGAGUACGGCAAUAACGUAGAGGUUUGUUUAUUUCUCGAAAAGAGAAUGUCAGUUUUUGACCACGAAGCUUUGCAGCAGUACGUCAUUGUCGAGCUCCACGACACAAAGGAGUCGCGGACCAGGGACGCAUUUCUGCACGCCGCCGCCAGCAACUUCAGGAUGAUGUACCGUCACGACCGAAACUGCUCCGUCACCGUCUGCCACAAACAUCUACUGGUGACGAGAGACGGUUCAGUCCUCGAGAGGCUGUCCGUGAAGGACAUCAAGGACAAGUUCGCGGCCAACUUCGAUGCGAUCAUGCGGAGCAUCCACCCAACCCAGAGGUCAGGUGUCAAAAUGCUCCUCCAAUGAGAGGAUUCGCCUCGCUAUUUUUUAAUCAUUCUGGAAUAUAUUGAUUUUUGAAAGUUUUAUCGUUUAAUGAAUGUUUUAUGAGUCAGACUCCGUACUCAUCGCAUUCUCACGUUGAAAGCUCAUGGCACCGCAACGCAAAAAGAACACGAAAAAUUAUAAGGAAACCGGAAAAAACGAAAGUUACUUCUGAAAGUAAUGCGAUUGAAUUGAAAGAGAUUCGAGGUAGGCAACAAUUGUUAACUCAUAAUCCUACCAGACUACACAUUCAUAAUCCUAACAGACUACACACAGAAAUGGAGGGAAAGGGCCGUUUUGAUUUACUCGAUAUGUGAGGAGUAAGUAUAAAAGUACCCCCGUGGGAAAGAAUAGCCAUUCAUUCGGACAUACCGACUUGGCGGACGGUCGGAUCGUCUCGUUCUGCCCGCGUUUUGGGCGGGCGGACUUUCCAGACCCUCUGCUAAUCGAUAUCGAUCCGAUAUUUUUCCACUUGUUCUUUCUCCCCUUUCUCUCCGUUACUUCAUUUUUCUCUUUCAUAUGUCAAGUCCAUACGGAAGUGAAGUGCACUCUAUUCCGAAGCUAUUUCAGCUGUGAUCUCUGUAAAGUUCCUUUCUUAUCCGACAAAAGUUGCAUUAAAUUUCAUUUUUGCUUCUAAAUGCUCACAGGAUAUCACAUUUGGGAGAGUUUCUGAAAAAACUGCGCUGAACUCUCGGAUGCCUCUAUAUGUAGUAGAAACAAACCGUCCUGUUAUUCCUAUGUAUUUUUGUGAAAACCGGAACAAAUGCUCACUUUUUGUCGUUCAGAUCGGUGCUCAAUGAGUUGGGCAUAGUGUAGGGUGUGGCAAACAGUAAAAAAAUUGCGUACAUUUCUGAGUAAUUCUUUUUCUCCCUGCGAUCAAUUUUUAAACAAAAUCUUGCCUACCAGUGGUGUCUUUUUCGAAUUAAUAGAACUUUUAUGUGACUACAAUAGCUUAGAAGAGGUGUAUUCCUCGGGAGUAUCCGUCUGUACGUCCUUCUCUGAGUAGGGCCACAGCGGUGACCUUCGUGACGUGAUUUGCCCCGUCACGGAGGAAAAAAAUCACCGCCCCCACCUUACACGUGGCGUGGUUGACCCCCUUCUCUACGGGGCGGCGGCUCUGCGGACCGUGGGUACUUGAUGCGGAGUUGCACGGUCCUUACGGAUCAGAUCCCUUCAAGUGACCCUAACGAUAACUUCUUGAAGGAAGCCUGAGAUGAGAGGAAUGUGGGCAGACAGAGACGGGCACUCUUUGGGGUUAACCUCUUGCGCGCAUAUGACUUACAUGUUAGAAUUUUAGUUAGUAGAAGAAACUGCCACACCCUACUUAAACUCUCUCUCUCUCUCUUCUCUCGCUACGUCGGACACGAGAACCCACAAGGAUCUUCGGAAGGCGAGGAAUAGUCAAGAAACCUCCCACUCUUGAUGCAAGCAGUGACUGCCACUUUUCGAAGUGUCAGUCAUUAGGAUCUGAUAGAGUAGGAGGGAGGCGCAUUCCGCCGAGCACUUUGUGAGUUUGCAAGCAGAAUAAGAACCAUAACAAUUGAAUGUUUCAGACGUGCACAGGUGUGUCAAUUCUCGCGUUACACGCACAAAUCGGCCUGUACGAGGAGGAGCGGGUAAAGCUGUACCAGAAAUUGGACAAGAAGGACGACGAGAUCCAGAAGGUGUCGCAGGAGCUCGAGAAGCUCCGACAACAGGUGCUUCUGCAAGAGGAGGCACUGCAGACGAUGCUCGAGAACGAGGAGAUCAUCCGCGAAGAGAACUCGCGCAUUCAGAAAGAGGCCGACGACAAGCAGCAGGAGGGCAAGGAGAUGAUGACAAAGAACAGGGCGAAGAACAGUCAAGAAACUUCCCACUCUUGAUGCAAGCAGUGACUGCCACUUUUCGAAGUGUCAGUCAUUAGGAUCUGAUAGAGUAGGAGGGAGGCGCAUUCCGCCGAGCACUUUGUGAGUUUGCAAGCAGAAUAAGAACCAUAACAAUUGAAUGUUUCAGACGUGCACAGGUGUGUCAAUUCUCGCGUUACACGCACAAAUCGGCCUGUACGAGGAGGAGCGGGUAAAGCUGUACCAGAAAUUGGACGAGAAGGACGACGAGAUCCAGAAGGUGUCGCAGGAGCUCGAGAAGCUCCGACAACUGGUGCUUCUGCAAGAGGAGGCACUGCAGACGAUGCUCGAGAACGAGGAGAUCAUCCGCGAAGAGAACUCGCGCAUUCAGAAAGAGGCCGACGACAAGCAGCAGGAGGGCAAGGAGAUGAUGACGAAGAAGUCAAGAAACUUCCCACUCUUGAUGCAAGCAGUGACUGCCACUUUUCGAAGUGUCAGUCAUUAGGAUCUGAUAGAGUAGGAGGGAGGCGCAUUCCGCCGAGCACUUUGUGAGUUUGCAAGCAGAAUAAGAACCAUAACAAUUGAAUGUUUCAGACGUGCACAGGUGUGUCAAUUCUCGCGUUACACGCACAAAUCGGCCUGUACGAGGAGGAGCGGGUAAAGCUGUACCAGAAAUUGGACGAGAAGGACGACGAGAUCCAGAAGGUGUCGCAGGAGCUCGAGAAGCUCCGACAACAGGUGCUUCUGCAAGAGGAGGCACUGCAGACGAUGCUCGAGAACGAGGAGAUCAUCCGCGAAGAGAACUCGCGCAUUCAGAAAGAGGCCGACGACAAGCAGCAGGAGGGCAAGGAGAUGAUGACGAAGAAGUCAAGAAACUUCCCACUCUUGAUGCAAGCAGUGACUGCCACUUUUCGAAGUGUCAGUCAUUAGGAUCUGAUAGAGUAGGAGGGAGGCGCAUUCCGCCGAGCACUUUGUGAGUUUGCAAGCAGAAUAAGAACCAUAACAAUUGAAUGUUUCAGACGUGCACAGGUGUGUCAAUUCUCGCGUUACACGCACAAAUCGGCCUGUACGAGGAGGAGCGGGUAAAGCUGUACCAGAAAUUGGACGAGAAGGACGACGAGAUCCAGAAGGUGUCGCAGGAGCUCGAGAAGCUCCGACAACAGGUGCUUCUGCAAGAGGAGGCACUGCAGACGAUGCUCGAGAACGAGGAGAUCAUCCGCGAAGAGAACUCGCGCAUUCAGAAAGAGGCCGACGACAAGCAGCAGGAGGGCAAGGAGAUGAUGACGAAGAAGUCAAGAAACUUCCCACUCUUGAUGCAAGCAGUGACUGCCACUUUUCGAAGUGUCAGUCAUUAGGAUCUGAUAGAGUAGGAGGGAGGCGCAUUCCGCCGAGCACUUUGUGAGUUUGCAAGCAGAAUAAGAAUCAUAACAAUUGAAUGUUUCAGACGUGCACAGGUGUGUCAAUUCUCGCGUUACACGCACAAAUCGGCCUGUACGAGGAGGAGCGGGUAAAGCUGUACCAGAAAUUGGACGAGAAGGACGACGAGAUCCAGAAGGUGUCGCAGGAGCUCGAGAAGCUCCGACAACAGGUGCUUCUGCAAGAGGAGGCACUGCAGACGAUGCUCGAGAACGAGGAGAUCAUCCGCGAAGAGAACUCGCGCAUUCAGAAAGAGGCCGACGACAAGCAGCAGGAGGGCAAGGAGAUGAUGACGAAGAAGUCAAGAAACUUCCCACUCUUGAUGCAAGCAGUGACUGCCACUUUUCGAAGUGUCAGUCAUUAGGAUCUGAUAGAGUAGGAGGGAGGCGCAUUCCGCCGAGCACUUUGUGAGUUUGCAAGCAGAAUAAGAACCAUAACAAUUGAAUGUUUCAGACGUGCACAGGUGUGUCAAUUCUCGCGUUACACGCACAAAUCGGCCUGUACGAGGAGGAGCGGGUAAAGCUGUACCAGAAAUUGGACGAGAAGGACGACGAGAUCCAGAAGGUGUCGCAGGAGCUCGAGAAGCUCCGACAACAGGUGCUUCUGCAAGAGGAGGCACUGCAGACGAUGCUCGAGAACGAGGAGAUCAUCCGCGAAGAGAACUCGCGCAUUCAGAAAGAGGCCGACGACAAGCAGCAGGAGGGCAAGGAGAUGAUGACGAAGAAGUCAAGAAACUUCCCACUCUUGAUGCAAGCAGUGACUGCCACUUUUCGAAGUGUCAGUCAUUAGGAUCUGAUAGAGUAGGAGGGAGGCGCAUUCCGCCGAGCACUUUGUGAGUUUGCAAGCAGAAUAAGAACCAUAACAAUUGAAUGUUUCAGACGUGCACAGGUGUGUCAAUUCUCGCGUUACACGCACAAAUCGGCCUGUACGAGGAGGAGCGGGUAAAGCUGUACCAGAAAUUGGACGAGAAGGACGACGAGAUCCAGAAGGUGUCGCAGGAGCUCGAGAAGCUCCGACAACAGGUGCUUCUGCAAGAGGAGGCACUGCAGACGAUGCUCGAGAACGAGGAGAUCAUCCGCGAAGAGAACUCGCGCAUUCAGAAAGAGGCCGACGACAAGCAGCAGGAGGGCAAGGAGAUGAUGACGAAGAAGUCAAGAAACUUCCCACUCUUGAUGCAAGCAGUGACUGCCACUUUUCGAAGUGUCAGUCAUUAGGAUCUGAUAGAGUAGGAGGGAGGCGCAUUCCGCCGAGCACUUUGUGAGUUUGCAAGCAGAAUAAGAACCAUAACAAUUGAAUGUUUCAGACGUGCACAGGUGUGUCAAUUCUCGCGUUACACGCACAAAUCGGCCUGUACGAGGAGGAGCGGGUAAAGCUGUACCAGAAAUUGGACGAGAAGGACGACGAGAUCCAGAAGGUGUCGCAGGAGCUCGAGAAGCUCCGACAACAGGUGCUUCUGCAAGAGGAGGCACUGCAGACGAUGCUCGAGAACGAGGAGAUCAUCCGCGAAGAGAACUCGCGCAUUCAGAAAGAGGCCGACGACAAGCAGCAGGAGGGCAAGGAGAUGAUGACGAAGAAGUCAAGAAACUUCCCACUCUUGAUGCAAGCAGUGACUGCCACUUUUCGAAGUGUCAGUCAUUAGGAUCUGAUAGAGUAGGAGGGAGGCGCAUUCCGCCGAGCACUUUGUGAGUUUGCAAGCAGAAUAAGAACCAUAACAAUUGAAUGUUUCAGACGUGCACAGGUGUGUCAAUUCUCGCGUUACACGCACAAAUCGGCCUGUACGAGGAGGAGCGGGUAAAAGCUGUACCAGAAAUUGGACGAGAAGGACGACGAGAUCCAGAAGGUGUCGCAGGAGCUCGAGAAGCUCCGACAACAGGUGCUUCUGCAAGAGGAGGCACUGCAGACGAUGCUCGAGAACGAGGAGAUCAUCCGCGAAGAGAACUCGCGCAUUCAGAAAGAGGCCGACGACAAGCAGCAGGAGGGCAAGGAGAUGAUGACGAAGAAGUCAAGAAACUUCCCACUCUUGAUGCAAGCAGUGACUGCCACUUUUCGAAGUGUCAGUCAUUAGGGAUCUGAUAGAGUAGGAGGGAGGCGCAUUCCGCCGAGCACUUUGUGAGUUUGCAAGCAGAAUAAGAACCAUAACAAUUGAAUGUUUCAGACGUGCACAGGUGUGUCAAUUCUCGCGUUACACGCACAAAUCGGCCUGUACGAGGAGGAGCGGGUAAAGCUGUACCAGAAAUUGGACGAGAAGGACGACGAGAUCCAGAAGGUGUCGCAGGAGCUCGAGAAGCUCCGACAACAGGUGCUUCUGCAAGAGGAGGCACUGCAGACGAUGCUCGAGAACGAGGAGAUCAUCCGCGAAGAGAACUCGCGCAUUCAGAAAGAGGCCGACGACAAGCAGCAGGAGGGCAAAGGAGAUGAUGACGAAGAAGUCAAGAAACUUCCCACUCUUGAUGCAAGCAGUGACUGCCACUUUUCGAAGUGUCAGUCAUUAGGAUCUGAUAGAGUAGGAGGGAGGCGCAUUCCGCCGAGCACUUUGUGAGUUUGCAAGCAGAAUAAGAACCAUAACAAUUGAAUGUUUCAGACGUGCACAGGUGUGUCAAUUCUCGCGUUACACGCACAAAUCGGCCUGUACGAGGAGGAGCAGGGUAAAGCUGUACCAGAAAUUGGACGAGAAGGACGACGAGAUCCAGAAGGUGUCGCAGGAGCUCGAAGCUCCGACAACAGGUGCUUCUGCAAGAGGAGGCACUGCAGACGAUGCUCGAGAACGAGGAGAUCAUCCGCGAAGAGAACUCGCGCAUUCAGAAAGAGGCCGACGACAAGCAGCAGGAGGGCAAGGAGAUGAUGACGAAGAAGUCAAGAAACUUCCCACUCUUGAUGCAAGCAGUGACUGCCACUUUUCGAAGUGUCAGUCAUUAGGAUCUGAUAGAGUAGGAGGGAGGCGCAUUCCGCCGAGCACUUUGUGAGUUUGCAAGCAGAAUAAGAACCAUAACAAUUGAAUGUUUCAGACGUGCACAGGUGUGUCAAUUCUCGCGUUACACGCACAAAUCGGCCUGUACGAGGAGGAGCGGGUAAAGCUGUACCAGAAAGUGGACGAGAAGGACGACGAGAUCCAGAAGGUGUCGCAGGAGCUCGAGAAGCUCCGACAACAGGUGCUUCUGCAAGAGGAGGCACUGCAGACGAUGCUCGAGAACGAGGAGAUCAUCCGCGAAGAGAACUCGCGCAUUCAGAAAGAGGCCGACGACAAGCAGCAGGAGGGCAAAGGAGAUGAUGACGAAGAAGUCAAGAAACUUCCCACUCUUGAUGCAAGCAGUGACUGCCACUUUUCGAAGUGUCAGUCAUUAGGGAUCUGAUAGAGUAGGAGGGAGGCGCAUUCCGCCGAGCACUUUGUGAGUUUGCAAGCAGAAUAAGAACCAUAACAAUUGAAUGUUUCAGACGUGCACAGGUGUGUCAAUUCUCGCGUUACACGCACAAAUCGGCCUGUACGAGGAGGAGCGGGUAAAGCUGUACCAGCAAUUGGACGAGAAGGACGACGAGAUCCAGAAGGUGUCGCAGGAGCUCAGAAGCUCCGACAACAGGUGCUUCUGCAAGAGGAGGCACUGCAGACGAUGCUCGAGAACGAGGAGAUCAUCCGCGAAGAGAACUCGCGCAUUCAGAAAGAGGCCGACGACAAGCAGCAGGAGGGCAAGGAGAUGAUGACGAAGAAGUCAAGAAACUUCCCACUCUUGAUGCAAGCAGUGACUGCCACUUUUCGAAGUGUCAGUCAUUAGGAUCUGAUAGAGUAGGAGGGAGGCGCAUUCCGCCGAGCACUUUGUGAGUUUGCAAGCAGAAUAAGAACCAUAACAAUUGAAUGUUUCAGACGUGCACAGGUGUGUCAAUUCUCGCGUUACACGCACAAAUCGGCCUGUACGAGGAGGAGCAGGGUAAAGCUGUACCAGAAAUUGGACGAGAAGGACGACGAGAUCCAGAAGGUGUCGCAGGAGCUCGAAGCUCCGACAACAGGUGCUUCUGCAAGAGGAGGCACUGCAGACGAUGCUCGAGAACGAGGAGAUCAUCCGCGAAGAGAACUCGCGCAUUCAGAAAGAGGCCGACGACAAGCAGCAGGAGGGCAAGGAGAUGAUGACGAAGAAGUCAAGAAACUUCCCACUCUUGAUGCAAGCAGUGACUGCCACUUUUCGAAGUGUCAGUCAUUAGGAUCUGAUAGAGUAGGAGGGAGGCGCAUUCCGCCGAGCACUUUGUGAGUUUGCAAGCAGAAUAAGAACCAUAACAAUUGAAUGUUUCAGACGUGCACAGGUGUGUCAAUUCUCGCGUUACACGCACAAAUCGGCCUGUACGAGGAGGAGCAGGGUAAAGCUGUACCAGCAAAUUGGACGAGAAGGACGACGAGAUCAGAAGGUGUCGCAGGAGCUCGAGAAGCUCCGACAACAGGUGCUUCUGCAAGAGGAGGCACUGCAGACGAUGCUCGAGAACGAGGAGAUCAUCCGCGAAGAGAACUCGCGCAUUCAGAAAGAGGCCGACGACAAGCAGCAGGAGGGCAAGGAGAUGAUGACGAAGAAGUCAAGAAACUUCCCACUCUUGAUGCAAGCAGUGACUGCCACUUUUCGAAGUGUCAGUCAUUAGGAUCUGAUAGAGUAGGAGGGAGGCGCAUUCCGCCGAGCACUUUGUGAGUUUGCAAGCAGAAUAAGAACCAUAACAAUUGAAUGUUUCAGACGUGCACAGGUGUGUCAAUUCUCGCGUUACACGCACAAAUCAGCCUGUACGAGGAGGAGCAGGGUAAAGCUGUACCAGAAAUUGGACGAGAAGGACGACGAGAUCAGAAGGUGUCGCAGGAGCUCGAGAGCUCCGACAACAGGUGCUUCUGCAAGAGGAGGCACUGCAGACGAUGCUCGAGAACGAGGAGAUCAUCCGCGAAGAGAACUCGCGCAUUCAGAAAGAGGCCGACGACAAGCAGCAGGAGGGCAAGGAGAUGAUGACGAAGAAGUCAAAGAAACUUCCCACUCUUGAUGCAAGCAGUGACUGCCACUUUUCGAAGUGUCAGUCAUUAGGAUCUGAUAGAGUAGGAGGGAGGCGCAUUCCGCCGAGCACUUUGUGAGUUUGCAAGCAGAAUAAGAACCAUAACAAUUGAAUGUUUCAGACGUGCACAGGUGUGUCAAUUCUCGCGUUACACGCACAAAUCGGCCUGUACGAGGAGGAGCAGGGUAAAGCUGUACCAGAAAUUGGACGAGAAGGACGACGAGAUCCAGAAGGUGUCGCAGGAGCUCGAGAAGCUCCGACAACAGGUGCUUCUGCAAGAGGAGGCACUGCAGACGAUGCUCGAGAACGAGGAGAUCAUCCGCGAAGAGAACUCGCGCAUUCAGAAAGAGGCCGACGACAAGCAGCAGGAGGGCAAGGAGAUGAUGACGAAGAAGUCAAGAAACUUCCCACUCUUGAUGCAAGCAGUGACUGCCACUUUUCGAAGUGUCAGUCAUUAGGAUCUGAUAGAGUAGGAGGAGGCGCAUUCCGCCGAGCACUUUGUGAGUUUGCAAGCAGAAUAAGAACCAUAACAAUUGAAUGUUUCAGACGUGCACAGGUGUGUCAAUUCUCGCGUUACACGCACAAAUCGGCCUGUACGAGGAGGAGCGGGUAAAAGCUGUACCAGAAAUUGGACGAGAAGGACGACGAGAUCAGAAGGUGUCGCAGGAGCUCGAGAAGCUCCGACAACAGGUGCUUCUGCAAGAGGAGGCACUGCAGACGAUGCUCGAGAACGAGGAGAUCAUCCGCGAAGAGAACUCGCGCAUUCAGAAAGAGGCCGACGACAAGCAGCAGGAGGGCAAGGAGAUGAUGACGAAGAAGUCAAGAAACUUCCCACUCUUGAUGCAAGCAGUGACUGCCACUUUUCGAAGUGUCAGUCAUUAGGAUCUGAUAGAGUAGGAGGGAGGCGCAUUCCGCCGAGCACUUUGUGAGUUUGCAAGCAGAAUAAGAACCAUAACAAUUGAAUGUUUCAGACGUGCACAGGUGUGUCAAUUCUCGCGUUACACGCACAAAUCGGCCUGUACGAGGAGGAGCAGGUAAAAGCUGUACCAGAAAUUGGACGAGAAGGACGACGAGAUCCAGAAGGUGUCGCAGGAGCUCGAGAAGCUCCGACAACAGGUGCUUCUGCAAGAGGAGGCACUGCAGACGAUGCUCGAGAACGAGGAGAUCAUCCGCGAAGAGAACUCGCGCAUUCAGAAAGAGGCCGACGACAAGCAGCAGGAGGGCAAGGAGAUGAUGACGAAGAAGUCAAGAAACUUCCCACUCUUGAUGCAAGCAGUGACUGCCACUUUUCGAAGUGUCAGUCAUUAGGAUCUGAUAGAGUAGGAGGGAGGCGCAUUCCGCCGAGCACUUUGUGAGUUUGCAAGCAGAAUAAGAACCAUAACAAUUGAAUGUUUCAGACGUGCACAGGUGUGUCAAUUCUCGCGUUACACGCACAAAUCGGCCUGUACGAGGAGGAGCGGGUAAAGCUGUACCAGAAAUUGGACGAGAAGGACGACGAGAUCCAGAAGGUGUCGCAGGAGCUCGAAGCUCCGACAACAGGUGCUUCUGCAAGAGGAGGCACUGCAGACGAUGCUCGAGAACGAGGAGAUCAUCCGCGAAGAGAACUCGCGCAUUCAGAAAGAGGCCGACGACAAGCAGCAGGAGGGCAAGGAGAUGAUGACGAAGAAGUCAAGAAACUUCCCACUCUUGAUGCAAGCAGUGACUGCCACUUUUUCGAAGUGUCAGUCAUUAGGAUCUGAUAGAGUAGGAGGGAGGCGCAUUCCGCCGAGCACUUUGUGAGUUUGCAAGCAGAAUAAGAACCAUAACAAUUGAAUGUUUCAGACGUGCACAGGUGUGUCAAUUCUCGCGUUACACGCACAAAUCGGCCUGUACGAGGAGGAGCGGGUAAAGCUGUACCAGAAAUUGGACGAGAAGGACGACGAGAUCCAGAAGGUGUCGCAGGAGCUCGAGAAGCUCCGACAACAGGUGCUUCUGCAAGAGGAGGCACUGCAGACGAUGCUCGAGAACGAGGAGAUCAUCCGCGAAGAGAACUCGCGCAUUCAGAAAGAGGCCGACGACAAGCAGCAGGAGGGCAAGGAGAUGAUGACGAAGAAGUCAAGAAACUUCCCACUCUUGAUGCAAGCAGUGACUGCCACUUUUCGAAGUGUCAGUCAUUAGGAUCUGAUAGAGUAGGAGGGAGGCGCAUUCCGCCGAGCACUUUGUGAGUUUGCAAGCAGAAUAAGAACCAUAACAAUUGAAUGUUUCAGACGUGCACAGGUGUGUCAAUUCUCGCGUUACACGCACAAAUCGGCCUGUACGAGGAGGAGCGGGUAAAGCUGUACCAGAAAUUGGACGAGAAGGACGACGAGAUCCAGAAGGUGUCGCAGGAGCUCGAGAAGCUCCGACAACAGGUGCUUCUGCAAGAGGAGGCACUGCAGACGAUGCUCGAGAACGAGGAGAUCAUCCGCGAAGAGAACUCGCGCAUUCAGAAAGAGGCCGACGACAAGCAGCAGGAGGGCAAGGAGAUGAUGACGAAGAAGUCAAGAAACUUCCCACUCUUGAUGCAAGCAGUGACUGCCACUUUUCGAAGUGUCAGUCAUUAGGAUCUGAUAGAGUAGGAGGGAGGCGCAUUCCGCCGAGCACUUUGUGAGUUUGCAAGCAGAAUAAGAACCAUAACAAUUGAAUGUUUCAGACGUGCACAGGUGUGUCAAUUCUCGCGUUACACGCACAAAUCGGCCUGUACGAGGAGGAGCAGGGUAAAGCUGUACCAGAAAUUGGACGAGAAGGACGACGAGAUCCAGAAGGUGUCGCAGGAGCUCGAGAAGCUCCGACAACAGGUGCUUCUGCAAGAGGAGGCACUGCAGACGAUGCUCGAGAACGAGGAGAUCAUCCGCGAAGAGAACUCGCGCAUUCAGAAAGAGGCCGACGACAAGCAGCAGGAGGGCAAGGAGAUGAUGACGAAGAAGUCAAGAAACUUCCCACUCUUGAUGCAAGCAGUGACUGCCACUUUUCGAAGUGUCAGUCAUUAGGAUCUGAUAGAGUAGGAGGGAGGCGCAUUCCGCCGAGCACUUUGUGAGUUUGCAAGCAGAAUAAGAACCAUAACAAUUGAAUGUUUCAGACGUGCACAGGUGUGUCAAUUCUCGCGUUACACGCACAAAUCGGCCUGUACGAGGAGGAGCGGGUAAAGCUGUACCAGAAAUUGGACGAGAAGGACGACGAGAUCCAGAAGGUGUCGCAGGAGCUCGAGAAGCUCCGACAACAGGUGCUUCUGCAAGAGGAGGCACUGCAGACGAUGCUCGAGAACGAGGAGAUCAUCCGCGAAGAGAACUCGCGCAUUCAGAAAGAGGCCGACGACAAGCAGCAGGAGGGCAAGGAGAUGAUGACGAAGAAGUCAAGAAACUUCCCACUCUUGAUGCAAGCAGUGACUGCCACUUUUCGAAGUGUCAGUCAUUAGGAUCUGAUAGAGUAGGAGGGAGGCGCAUUCCGCCGAGCACUUUGUGAGUUUGCAAGCAGAAUAAGAACCAUAACAAUUGAAUGUUUCAGACGUGCACAGGUGUGUCAAUUCUCGCGUUACACGCACAAAUCGGCCUGUACGAGGAGGAGCGGGUAAAGCUGUACCAGAAAUUGGACGAGAAGGACGACGAGAUCCAGAAGGUGUCGCAGGAGCUCGAGAAGCUCCGACAACAGGUGCUUCUGCAAGAGGAGGCACUGCAGACGAUGCUCGAGAACGAGGAGAUCAUCCGCGAAGAGAACUCGCGCAUUCAGAAAGAGGCCGACGACAAGCAGCAGGAGGGCAAGGAGAUGAUGACGAAGAAGUCAAGAAACUUCCCACUCUUGAUGCAAGCAGUGACUGCCACUUUUCGAAGUGUCAGUCAUUAGGAUCUGAUAGAGUAGGAGGGAGGCGCAUUCCGCCGAGCACUUUGUGAGUUUGCAAGCAGAAUAAGAACCAUAACAAUUGAAUGUUUCAGACGUGCACAGGUGUGUCAAUUCUCGCGUUACACGCACAAAUCGGCCUGUACGAGGAGGAGCGGGUAAAGCUGAACCAGAAAUUGGACGAGAAGGACGACGAGAUCCAGAAGGUGUCGCAGGAGCUCGAGAAGCUCCGACAACAGGUGCUUCUGCAAGAGGAGGCACUGCAGACGAUGCUCGAGAACGAGGAGAUCAUCCGCGAAGAGAACUCGCGCAUUCAGAAAGAGGCCGACGACAAGCAGCAGGAGGGCAAGGAGAUGAUGACGAAGAAGUCAAGAAACUUCCCACUCUUGAUGCAAGCAGUGACUGCCACUUUUCGAAGUGUCAGUCAUUAG